This is a messenger RNA of Trichoderma reesei QM6a, 783 nucleotides long. RefSeq lists its product as uncharacterized. Lineage: Eukaryota; Fungi; Ascomycota; Sordariomycetes; Hypocreales; Hypocreaceae. The record is from RefSeq and is a predicted model, not a curated record. The transcript is spliced from 5 exons. The coding region runs from base 1 to 783 and encodes 260 amino acids.
AUGGUUUCUGCGACAUUUGCCCGACUUGAAGAGCGUUCAGAGUGGACAGCGAAGAGUCGAACCGCAUCCCGCCGCCACACUAGAGCCAGGAGUCGCGGGUUAUCAUGUUUACCAUGCUUCUCACGCCUCUCAAGCAUGAGGUAUGAUGUGAGCACAUUGAACAACUUCAACAUCGUCGGGUCGCUGGGCCUCGGAUGCGCCUACUGCUCGUUAGCGUACGAAGCCAAUGAAGCGCGAGAAGGAUCUGGCGGCUCACUCUUCCCUUCCCUUUUCACGCAUGCAUGCAGGUAUGCAGAGCGGCGGCGCUUAGGCUGGGGUGAGAAGCGGUGGUGGAUGCUUCGAGCUGUCGAGACGCUGCUUACAAUCCUUUGCUUCUCAAGCGUCGGCUGGCCGCAUGAGAUGGCCGCAGCAAAUAGUCUGCAGUACUUCCCGCAGAGAGGCUGGAUGAAAGCAGGCCGGCGCUGUGCUGGCGCCUUAGAACAAGCGCGCUCAUGCUUGGCCUAUCAAAAACUGACCAGGACGCCUUGGGGGGUUAUCGAGCAGAGGUCAGUCAAUCAGAAGGACGGCGGGAGCGUUAUCAAGGCUGCUUCGUACGGCGUCUGUUCCCGUCAUGAGGCCGGCGGCUGUUGCUACGGUUCCAUCGCGGGGCAGGUUUGGCACCGAUGGCACACGCAAAACCACGCGAACGUCGUUGCCGACGACCAAAGCGGCCUAGCAGAAGCGCCCGGAGAUCUUCCCCUUGAACCACAAGACCUUGGAUGUUAUGCGGUAGCCGUACUCUAA